Messenger RNA from Blepharisma stoltei, 363 nucleotides. NCBI's taxonomy places the organism in Eukaryota, Ciliophora, Heterotrichea, Heterotrichida, Blepharismidae. The record is from the annotation of a GenBank genome assembly.
AUGAUGUCUGAACAGGCAGUUGGCCGAAUAACUGACUUGGAAUGGAAGGAGAAUAGAAAUUCAGAUUGCAGCAUCGAAGAUGAUGACCUUAUCAACUCAUUACUAGUCAUAUACAAGGAAAAAGGCAAGCACUGGCAGAAAAACCCAACCAGGAAAUUAUUAGAAGCAAUUAAGAAAAAUCAAGUGUGUGGGAGGGUAAGCUGGGAGAAUGUGGUAAGAGAGAUGAAUGGAAUUACGAAGGAACAAGCUAUGGCGAGAUACUAUUACCUACUAAGGAAGCAGAAAAAAGAUGAAAUGUUCUUAAUAGAGAUCAGGCAGUUGCAGAUGAGUAGAUGGCUUACUUCUGGAAAAGGCAUUGCAUAG